AGAAGAAUCACCAUCAGAAACAUCACCGACAGAGGCACCGCUAACUGACGAAUCGCCAACAGAACCAUCUGCAAGAGAAGGAUCGUCAACAGGAGAAUCUCCACCAGAAACAUCAUCAACAGAGGCGGCGCCAACCGAAGAAUCGCGAACGGAAACAUCUGCAGCAGAAGCAUCGUCACCUGAGGCGACUCCGACACAGGCACCGGUAGCAGAAGAAUCUUCAACAGAAGUAUCGCAAUCUGAAACGACUCCGACACAGGCACCGGUAGCAGUAGAAUCUCCAACAGAAUUAUCGCAACCUGAAACGACUCCGACGCAGGCACCGGUAACAGAAGAAUCUCCAACAGAAACAUCUCCGGCAGAAGAAUCACCAUCAGAAACAUCACCGACAGAGGCACCGCUAACUGUCGAAUCGCAGACAGAAACAUCGCCAUCUGAACGGUCUACAACAGAUGCAGCACCAACAAAUGAAUCCCGAAGAGAAACAUCUGCAACGGAAGGAUCGCCAACAGGAGAAUCUCAACCAGAAACAUCACCAACAGAGGCACCGGUAACCGUAGAAUCGCCAACAGAAACAUCUCCAGCAGAAGCAUCGCCACCUGAAAGCUUUCCAACAGAGGCACCAGUAACAGACGAAACGCGAACAGAAACGCUUCCAAUGUCUACUUCUAAUUCGGGAACAUAG
Molecule: messenger RNA, 685 nt
Organism: Rotaria sordida
Lineage: Eukaryota; Metazoa; Rotifera; Eurotatoria; Philodinida; Philodinidae
Source: the annotation of a GenBank genome assembly